GGGCUGAACCCUGCGAUGCCUGGAGCUCCCAAGGCCGACGCGGGAGGUCGGACGGUUCAGCGGCGGCCCCCGGCUCCUGCCCCGGGACAGACCGCGGCUUCCCGCACCGAACACCCCCGGCUCCACCGGGGCGAACCCACCCGGAACCUCCGCGUGGGCCUGAGUCCACGGGCCGAAGUAGUUCUAGUGCUGGGGGGGCCGAGGGGCGGGGAUGGGGAGCGCCCCGCAUCCCCGCCAGCACCCGGAGAAACGGCGGCGGAGCCCCCCCCGCUCAUCCCCGGGGGCUGCGGGGCGGCGCCGGUGCCGGGCGGAGCGCGGGGCGGGGCGGCGCGGGGGGCGGCGGCCCUGCCGGGGGGCUGCGGGGGGGCCGCGCUCCGCUCCGCUCCCUCCGCUCCUCCGGUGGCGGCGGCGGCGGGGCCGCGGCAUGAGCCCGGCGGUGCGGGAGGCGAGCGGCGCGGCGCGGCCCCGCGCGGGGGGCGGGCGGCGGCGGCGGCUCCUCUCCCGCCGAGGACGGGGCGCGGCGGCUCGCCCCACCGCGCAGCCAUGAGUGCAGGUUCGAUUGAUCAAGAGCCGUCGCGCAAGCUGGCCUGCUGCGGGGUGCCCCUCAUCACUGAGGACAUGCAGUCCCUGGCCAUCCGGACCCUCUCGGGCACCGACAUCAGCAAGCAUUACGACCUCAUCCGUGAGCUUGGCAAGGGCACCUACGGCAAGGUGGACCUGGUGUCCCACAAAAGCACAGGCACCAAGAUGGCCCUGAAGUUCGUCAACAAGAACAAGACAAAGCUGAAGAACUUCCUGCGGGAGUUCAGCAUCACCAACACGCUCUCCUCCAGCCCCUUCAUCAUCAAGGUCUUCGACGUUGUCUUCGAGACCGAGGACUGCUAUGUCUUUGCUCAGGAGUAUGCCCCCGGCGGGGACCUCUUCGACAUCAUCCCGCCGCAGGUGGGGCUCCCCGAGGAGCUGGUGAAGCGCUGCGUGCAGCAGCUGGGCCUGGCCCUCGACUAUAUGCACAGCAAGAGCCUGGUGCACCGGGACAUCAAACCGGAGAACGUCCUGCUCUUCGACCGCGACUGCCGCCGCGUCAAACUGGCCGACUUCGGCAUGACCCGCAAGGUGGGCUGCCGGGUCAAGCGCAUCAGCGGCACCAUCCCCUACACGGCGCCCGAGGUUUGCCAAGCCGGGCGAGCGGAGGGCUUUGCCGUGGACACCAGCAUCGACGUCUGGGCUUUUGGGGUGCUCAUCUUCUGCGUCCUCACUGGGAACUUCCCCUGGGAGGCGGCGUCGGCUUCUGAUGCCUUCUUCGAGGAGUUUGUGCGGUGGCAGAAGGGACGGCUGGCGGGGCUGCCAUCGCAGUGGCGGCGCUUCACGGACAGUGCCCUGCGCAUGUUCCAGCGCCUGCUGGCCCUCGACCCCGAGAAGCGCUGUCCCGUCAAGGAGGUCUUCUACUUCAUCAAGUGCGACCUGAUGGCCGAGGUGCGGCGCCGACCCUCCUACCGCUCCCGCAAGCAUGCUGGGGACAAGCUCCCGGCCGGUCCCCACCGCCACGAGGCCACCGGCUCCUGCACCCCCGCCCCGCUCAAGAGGACCGUCCUGACCGAAGGGAGCGGAUCCCGCGGCUCCGAGCCGAGCGCGGCCCCCCCGGGGACGGCCAGCAGGACAGACGGACGGCAGGACAAAGGCAAAGGGCAGAUGGUCCUGGCCACAGCAAUAGAGAUCUGUGUUUGACGGCGCCGCGGUGGCACAUGGCAGCUGCCUGUCCUGUCCCCUUGGCCCAGGGACGGGGACGGGGGUGUUGCUUGUGGAGGUGGCGUGAGCUGGGACCAGGCUCCUGGUCUCCCAAAGCAAAAAAAAAAAAGAAGAAAAGAAAGAAGAACAAAGAGGAAAAGGACAAAACUGGUUGAGCCCCGUAGUGCUGAGGAUGCUGAUCCGCCCCACCCCGCCCGGGUG
Molecule: messenger RNA, 1947 nt
Organism: Columba livia (rock pigeon)
Lineage: Eukaryota; Metazoa; Chordata; Aves; Columbiformes; Columbidae
Gene: SBK1
Product: SH3 domain binding kinase 1
Exons: 4
Coding region: 16-1725 (569 amino acids)
Biological process (GO): peptidyl-serine phosphorylation; peptidyl-threonine phosphorylation
Molecular function (GO): ATP binding; protein serine/threonine kinase activity
Source: RefSeq, a predicted model, not a curated record